This is a messenger RNA of Puccinia graminis f. sp. tritici CRL 75-36-700-3, 1398 nucleotides long. RefSeq lists its product as uncharacterized. Gene Ontology annotation, cellular component: nucleus; cytoplasm. Bases 1 to 1398 code for a protein of 465 amino acids. The record is from RefSeq and is a predicted model, not a curated record. The transcript is spliced from 3 exons. Gene Ontology annotation, molecular function: O-methyltransferase activity; RNA methyltransferase activity. Gene Ontology annotation, biological process: siRNA processing; RNA methylation; piRNA processing. Lineage: Eukaryota; Fungi; Basidiomycota; Pucciniomycetes; Pucciniales; Pucciniaceae.
AUGGCCAAUAUCACGUCUCCAGAUUAUCAACCAAAGGAUACCUUCCAAUCACCUUUCUACUUCUUCCCAUCAUUGGUUACCCAACGCCGUGCCUUCUGUCUGGGAUUCUUGAAACGCCAACGGAUUCGAACUGUAUUAGAACUCGGCUGUGGAGAAGGCACACUUCUUGGAUUAUUGACGAACGCUGCCAGUAGUCUAGGAGAAUUCCCGUCUUCUUCAGAUGUCGAAUGUCUGAAGGCUGAACAAACCAAAGUGAAGGAUCCAGCAAGAAAAGAAAGAUUGGCGAAGAUUGAAGAGAUAGUCAAAAAAACACCCGAGCUGGACUACUAUCAACGAGACCUCCAUCUCGAGCUUCUCAUCGGCCUCGACCUGGACACAGAGAGCCUCCGGCGAGUCCAGGAGACCAUCAAGCUCACCAAUCAGAAACCAAAGCCGGGCCUGCUCCAACCCAACCCACGCUGGGAGCCGCUCAGGGUGGAACUAUGGUCUGGCGAUCUGGCGGUGAACAACGAACGAUUCAAAGAUUUGGAGUGUGUGGUGAUGAGUGAAGUGAUCGAACAUCUCUUUCCUGAUCAACUCAACCAAUCUAUCCCGCUACUCUUUGGGAUCUACAAGCCCAAGUGGAUCGUCAUCACCACACCGAACCACGAGUUCAACCAAUACAUCGAUCAGUAUUCGUCACCGGAGACCAGAAGUCUGCAUCGCUUCCUCGACCCCACCGGCCGUACCGAUCGCUACUUCCGCGACUCCGAUCACAAGUUCGAAUGGACUCAGAGGGAAUUCAAAGUUUGGUGUAAGGCCGUCGCUUCGGCCUAUGGUUACGAUUUCGAGCUCGGCGGAUGCGGCUCUUAUGUCAACUACUUCAUCCAAUCCAUCAGCUCGAUCGAUCCCGCUCAAAACCCUGUGCCAGAAUCUCAACUGCCCGUACCAGAGUCACCCGAAGGAUUCUUUGCCACCCAAUGCGUGAUCUUCAAAAAGAGGGAGAAGCUGAUGGAUGAUGAGGAAGAUAAGGACAAAGCUCGGAUGGCUGGGUUGAAUCAUCCCAAGGCCCGAAAGGGGGAACACCAAUUGGUAGCUGUAGAGGAGUAUCUGGCCCACGAAUCGGUCUACCAGGUUUCGCCUAAGAACGAGAUCCUCGAGCACGUCAAGCAGUACCUCGUCGCCAAUGAGAUCUUCCGGGUCAGACUCCGAGAACUCUGGCUUUGCGACCAAGGCCUCGAUCGGCUCUGUGCCGGCCAACUCAUCCAGCUCGUCCUCGCCUUCGCCGACGAAGACGGCUGGGAACUUUCUAACGACGCCGAGCCGACAGACCCUCUUCCCCCACUCACUGGAAUGGACGCUAUCUGGAUCUCCUGGCUUCACUUCCCCAUGUCUCCAACCAAAUCCCAGAUCGAUUAA